Molecule: messenger RNA, 1490 nt
Organism: Micropterus dolomieu (smallmouth bass)
Lineage: Eukaryota; Metazoa; Chordata; Actinopteri; Centrarchiformes; Centrarchidae
Product: cadherin-like and PC-esterase domain-containing protein 1
Exons: 13
Source: RefSeq, a predicted model, not a curated record
GUGUGAGUGGGUGGAGCCUGUUGCUGUGUCUCAGCAGUUCAGAGAGAAGCUGUCUGCGGAGAAUCUCCUUCUCUCGCCUGCAGCGUCAUCAGAUGGUGAACAUGUUGCCAGGGGUGAUGGAGGCGUUCUCUGAUGCAGGUGGAGGUCUCUGUCACUUCUACGCUCGGUCACACCUGACAGGAUCUGAAUUACCCAUGAGGCCAUACUCCUGUGGAUCGACCAAUCAGAAGCUGCAGGUUCCUCAGGACUCUGCGGGAGCUGACAGCCAUUCACCUGUCGGAGCCCCGCCUCCUGCUCUGGUUGCCAUGGUGAAUGUUUACAUCCUGGUGACCUCAGUAAAGCCGCUGACUUCCUUCCUGCAUGACAUCACUGUGGUGACGACCAAUCAGGAGCAGAGAGGGCGGCCCACAAAGCUCAGACGCUUCCUGCUGCAACAGCUGGGACCGGCGGCGUCCCAUGAGGCUUUGGGGCGGGUGAAGAAGGUGAUAGGAGAAGUGUUGCAGGCUGCAGUGUUGACCAAUGAGAAGCAACAAUCUGUCCACAGGUGCGUGCUGUGUUACCAGCUGCUGACCUUCACUCUGCUCUUCAGCGGCUCCAUCACACCGGUGGUCAUCCAGGUGGACGUUGACCUGACGUUUUCCUCUCUGAGCGACGACACGUUUGAUGGACAGAUCACCAGAGACCUGAUGCUGAAGGACACACUCGACUUCCUGCUGCCGACGGACACACACCUGUCCUCAGAGACACACCUGUCCUCAGAGACACACCUGUCCUCGGAGAAACUCACACAGACAUUGGGGGGACAGGACGGUGGCUGCAGAGGGACAAACACUGUAUGUGUGUCAGAAGACGAGUUUUUUCUUCUGCUGCAGUUUCAGCGGCAGAUGAAGACGCCUUCAGCGUUUCAGUUGCUUUCUCCCAGCAUCUCCUCUUCCUCCUCCUCCUCUUCGGGUCCUCUCAGUGUCUCUGAUCUUCUGAUCAGGAUCAGUCAUUUCUAUGAGCUCCAGAGAAACCACACCUUCAGAACUGAUGAGACAGAAAAACUGACCAAUCAGGAGUCAGCUCUGGCGUCUCUACAGGACGAGGCUGAAGGUGUUUGUUUUUCAGGCCCCUGUUCGGACUCCCACCUCAGACAGAUCUACACUGACCCCCCCCUCACUCUGACCCCGUCCUUCAGCCCCGAGGUGAAAGAGUAUCGUGCCGAGGUGACCUUUGACACGGUGACGGUUCGAAUCCGGCCGGAGCCUUUCAGUUCAGCCUGUCGGGUUCACUUGGAUGAGCACCGAGGCCCCAGGAUGGCAAACUACCCGGUCGGCCUUGGCAACAGCAGGAUCAGCAUCCUGGUGACGGACGGCGCUGAGACGGAGCCUGCCGUCAUGACCAUCUACACCGUCCACGUGUACCGCGAGAGCCGGCCCAGUCUGCCUAUGUUCGGGGAUCAUGUGACGUGCAGCUUCCUGCAGGAUCCUCCGGGUCUGAAAACUGAACCC